AUGAUUCUGGAGGCCCUGGUACAGCAGAAGCACCCGGGUUCGGCUUCGUUGGCAUCAGUCUGCCAGGAGUGGCACCUCGUUCACUAUAUCCGCUUGGAAAUCGAACUGCCCAGAUACACCUGGCGCUGCUGCGGCAGAGACGUCUCCGUGACCGUGGCAAAGCAUAACAGCUCCAUCGUCAGUGAGGGAAUCUGGAAGCUAUUCCACGUCCUCAGCUCCUGGAACUCAGAAGGGCAAACAUGUAUAGCAAGUGGCUUUGCACUAGAGCUCAACGUGUAUUGUCUUAGCUACUCGAAACACUGGUUUAAAACCAGUAUUCCGAAUGCCAGAAGCGAAGACGAUGACUCCAACUGGCAUGAUCCACCCCAUGGUUGGGUCAACGGCCGACAGGUCUUCCUACCUCCUGCAUCGGCCAUCCCGAGGCUCUUUGGAAAGAUUUGGAUAGAUAUCCAAAAGGAGCUUCCUGAAGCUGAUAGCGUUACCCGUCCUAUUGUACGUCGGCAGUUACGGCACACCCCCUAUCCGAGUGAUUUUCAAGCGGUCUUGGAACAGCUCAGCGCAUUGGAACAGCCAAUUUUCGAGCCAUGGCGACGAUGGGAAAACACUUGGAGGGUUAUACAGGGCGGGAGGAGGCGCUUCGCAACUAUGCCUUUGCGUACUCGGCCGCAAAUCUCUGGUUAUCUAUAG
Thermothielavioides terrestris NRRL 8126 is the source of this 687-nucleotide messenger RNA. RefSeq lists its product as uncharacterized. The transcript is spliced from 2 exons. The record is from RefSeq and is a predicted model, not a curated record. The coding region runs from base 1 to 687 and encodes 228 amino acids. NCBI's taxonomy places the organism in Eukaryota, Fungi, Ascomycota, Sordariomycetes, Sordariales, Chaetomiaceae.